CAAAUUUGUUAAAUUUGCGUCUUGCAGUUUUUAAAGAAGCAUGAAUGGUGGCUCAGAAAGAAAAAUACGUUUCGGCUUUUGGAUUUCUCUAGAUGAGCUUUAAGGACCUACUUACGAAGUUGUCAAGCUGAGAAAAGGCUGUUUAUGUAAUCGCUUCGGUCUAUCACGUAGCUUCCCUAACCUAAAGACGAAAAAAGCAGGUGGAAGUCCCACCUUCUUCAGCAAACAGCUGAUUCUGUUUUCUCUUUUUCAGCCAAUGGUGACCAGAUAUUGCAGGGGAAACUAGGUGAGUCAUCUUCUGCAGAUAAACUGAAAUAUUAAUAGUUCUCUAUCUCCACCAGGCUCCCCUGCGGCCAAACGGCAAGACUCCCGGCGGCGCAGCCUGGGCCGGAGAAGACGGGCUCCCACAGCAAUGUCCACCGAGCAGCGCGAAUUAGGAGGGCGGUGAAACCCAUGAGCAGCUGCAAACCGUGCACCCAGCCUGGCAGCGUGGGAGACUGCCGUGUCCUCACCCCCAACCCCUGGCCCUGGACGCGUGUCGGGGAUCGAUGGACUUACAGCCCGCCUGACCGUGGCUCCCCCCUCCCCCUGCCCACCGGGACUCCUGCCGCGCUUGUUGCAGGAGAGGCCAGGACACUACUGGGAGAAGUAAUGCCCACAGAAAGCGGAAGUUGUUCAACUGCUCGUCAAGCAAAGCAGAAACGCAAAUCUCACAGCCUUUCUAUACGGAGAACCAACAGCUCAGAACAAGAGAGAACGGGACUCCCAAGAGACAUGUUAGAAGGACAAGAUUCUAAACUGCCCUCCUCAGUUCGCAGUACACUUCUGGAAUUGUUUGGUCAGAUAGAGAGAGAAUUUGAAAAUCUUUAUAUUGAAAAUUUGGAAUUGCGUAGAGAAAUCGAUACUCUGAAUGAACGAUUGGCUGCGGAAGGACAAGCAAUCGAUGGAGCAGAACUAAGUAAGGGCCAGCUCAAAACAAAAGCCAGUCACAGCACUAGCCAGCUCUCUCAGAAACUCAAGACCACCUACAAGGCCUCCACCAGCAAGAUUGUGUCCAGCUUCAAGACCACCACCUCCAGGGCUGUCUGCCAACUUGUGAAGGAGUAUAUUGGCCACAGGGAUGGCAUCUGGGACGUCAGCGUGGCGAGGACACAGCCCGUGGUGCUGGGGACCGCAUCAGCUGAUCACACGGCUUUGCUGUGGAGCAUAGAGACUGGGAAAUCCCUUGUUAAAUAUACAGGCCACGUUGGUUCAGUAAAUUCUAUAAAAUUUCAUCCCUCUGAGCAGUUGGCUCUCACUGCCUCUGGAGAUCAGACUGCUCAUAUUUGGAGAUACGUGGUACAGCUGCCAACACCUCAGCCUGUUACAGACACUAGCCAACAAAUAUCUGGCGAAGAUGAAGUCGAGUGUUCUGAUAAAGAUGAAGCUGAUAUUGAUGGCGAUGCGUCCAGUGACUGCCCGACUAUCCGGGUUCCGCUGACAUCUCUCAAAAGCCACCAAGGUGUGGUGAUUGCUGCUGAUUGGCUGGUUGGAGGGAAGCAGACAGUGACAGCCUCGUGGGACCGAACGGCGAACCUGUAUGAUGUUGAGACCUCUGAACUUGUUCAUUCUCUUACAGGGCAUGACCAGGAAUUAACUCACUGUUGCACACACCCCACCCAGCGGCUUGUGGUGACCUCUUCCCGUGACACGACUUUCCGUCUCUGGGAUUUCAGGGACCCUUCCAUCCACUCCGUGAAUGUUUUCCAAGGACACACGGACACCGUGACCUCCGCCGUGUUCACUGUGGGAGACAACGUCGUGUCAGGCAGCGACGACCGCACAGUCAAAGUGUGGGAUCUCAAAAACAUGCGGUCCCCCAUCGCCACCAUCCGCACAGACUCCGCCAUCAACAGGAUUAAUGUAUGUGUUGGCCAAAAAAUCAUAGCCCUCCCCCACGACAACCGACAAGUGCGAUUGUUUGACAUGUCAGGGGUGCGGCUGGCGCGGCUUCCCCGAAGCAGUCGACAGGGCCACCGGAGAAUGGUGUGCUGCUCCGCGUGGAGCGAAGACCACCCCGUCUGCAACCUGUUUACGUGCGGCUUCGACCGGCAGGCCAUCGGCUGGAACAUCAACAUUCCUGCACUGUUGCAGGAAAAAUAAGCUCACCAGGGCUGCUUAGUUGGAUGUAUGCCAUGGACAUUCGAUUCAUGCAGGCUUCUCUGCAUACCAAUCAGCCAUUUUUGUGGAAGUUUGACCCUGGGAAGGGUGCUUUGUAUGUGUUCUUUUCACAUUGUGCCCAGCUUGCAUGAAAUGUACAGAAAGAUACGUGCUCAUCCUCUUGACUUCUGUCUCCUGUGUGCAUUGGCCCCCCCGGUCGGUAGAAGUGAAGCCCUCCUCCACGUAGCACGUGAAGAGCUUGAGCCGUGGACAUUGACUGGCGGGCAGUAGGGCAUUAUUACCUUGCGUGUGUUCCAUGUGACCUUGUCUCUUACUGUAAGGCCCCAGCGGUCUGCCGUGUGCUCUGGAAUGAUUGUACUUGUCUACCUUGUAAGGCUGCAUUUGCUUUGGCUAGCGAGUCGCAGGGAGGAUCAGCGAUUUCACGUUGACAUCCGUGUGUCUCAGCAAGUACGGUUGUGUAGUAGUUUCAGUGGAUUUCUGUUACAGUUCUGUAAAAAUAACCUGGAUUUGCAAAUUUGUAGCGGGUUUCUUUUGAAAAGGAAGUUUCUGCUUUUCAUGGAAAAAAAAAAUCAUUUCAAUCUCCUGAGGUCUCAUAUAGGCAAACUCUAAAAGAUGAUGAUUCUAAUCACUGAUUGUAGGUAUUAAGCAAAAUUUAAAGCACUUUAGUUUAUAGCUGUGGUUAUAAACAGUUUUUAGAAGUUUCAAGUGACUAAUCCAUUGAAUGUGACUUGACCUUUAUAAGAAGGCCCUGCUACCUGAAAACAAAACCUUAUUUAUUUCCUACAUCUUUGGUUUGCAUACUUCUAAGUGGGUUCAUUUCCUUGGUGGUAUUGAGAGCCAACAAUGCAAAUAAAUGAGUACUACCUCAAAAAUAUUUGGAAACCUUUGGAGUCUCUCACUGUUGCCUAGUUAAAGCACUUUUGAUUUAUAGCUGGAAUACUGAAUUCAACAUAGAAGGCAAGAAAGACAAUCAUACUAAACAGUAUGCUGACGGUGAAAGGCUCUUCAGUUAGGCUAGUGGUAACAAUGACGGAGUUCAUAGGUACCAGGUGGUUGGGCUUGAGUAGCCGGCAUAUCUCUCGGUGCCAAUCUUACUGCGCGAGUGAGUCUUUAUUCUUGCCUUCUUAGAAAUGACCAUACCUCUGGUAUCUGUAAGUUAAUGUUUCCUCUUGAGUUACAGUUUUGAUAACGCGACAUCUCAGUUACUGCCCCUCGUCAUUUUGGUCCUUCACAUAUAACUAUGUGGAGGCUGGCAUCUUAGAGAGGCGCAGGCAGGGAAUUCUGAAAACUAUCACUUAAACUGUCACAGUAGCUCUGCCCCCACCCUGGUUUCCUGUGUUUCCUGGUUUUGGUGGUAUGAGAGUGUUAGUACCUCUAAGUCUAUUUGGUUGAGUGAUAUGACAGUGGACAUUCAGGAGUCCUUCUGUGGACUUACUACAAGAGUGACGAGCCCCCCUCAUUAUUGACACCUUUUUACUUGGGUCUUAAGGACCUGUUUUUAGGAACCUCACCCCUGACUUGUUCAGAAUGCUUCUGAAAUUGACACACCCAGGAAGGAGUGACCCAAGAAUAACCAAUAAUGGCUUAAGGUAGAAUCAAGAUCGCUAAUUAAGAGAUCUACAACCAAUGUUUUAGAGCAAUUCUGUUUUUAAAAUGUGUUUUAUUUUUGAAGUCCAACACUUUCUGUUCACAGGUCUGGCCCCAUUUUUUUUUUUUCUUUUUGAGAGCUGAAGUCAGGCUGUUACCAUGAUUGAUUGCAAUGUCAGGCUUCAGUUACUGUUGGGGGUGUAUUUUGCCGGGUGGAGUAUUGUGUCAUGGUGUUUGCUGUGGCCUAAUUUUAACUUACAGCAAGAGAUGAUUGGUGGAUCCCCUCUCCACUGUGUGUGCAAAGUCACAAACAUAGAUGACUGCCAUGUUCUUAGAUUCCUGGCAUUUUAUUGUAGAAUAAUAGGAGAAUUGAGGGAUGGAUAGGGAAUAGCUAACUUGGACUUAACCAGAUCUCUGCCAGACAGAAAUACAAUGGAAGCUUUUACAUAUGUCUAUGGACAGUGGCCAUUUAGUUCUAUGCAGACUGGUUACUUUCACUGCCAAUAGCUGCUCAAGCUUCUCUCUAUAACUGGGGGGCAGGUGUGUGUGUGUGUGUGUGUGUGUGUGUGCGCGCGCGCGCGCUUCCAAGAGGUGUACGCUGAGGAAAAAGUGUGCACACAUGUGCAUGCGCGUGUCACCUGGCUAAGAUGAAGUCCUGUUACCAGACACGUGUGACUCAUUUGAAAUUGUGUUCAGAAAGAACACUAUAAUGUGCCGAAGUGUCCAGAUUUUCAUUUACUGUUGGAAGGCAAAUGUGUGGUUACCAAAAAAAAAAAAAAAAAAAAAAGGUGUGUGUUUAGAAAAUUUCCUGAGCUUGGUUAUUGAACAGCGCGAUUCUUUUCUCAACCACUGUGCGUCGGUUUUUGUACAUAUUUUGGAAUCUGAAGACGAUGUAAAUCAUUUGUUACUUAAAAAUCUGUGAAAACAAAUUUCUUUGGAGGAAGAAGUAUGCAUUUGUAAGUGUUCUGUGGAUACAGUUAUUUUUAUUGUAUUGGUGUAAUUGUUUUUCAGUGUUCAGUGUUUGUUGCAAUAUGAAAUUCAGUAAAACAUCCAUGUUCCAUAAUUACUAU
This is a messenger RNA of Perognathus longimembris pacificus (Pacific pocket mouse), 4817 nucleotides long. RefSeq names its product WD repeat domain 37 (gene Wdr37). The record is from RefSeq and is a predicted model, not a curated record. Gene Ontology annotation, cellular component: preribosome, large subunit precursor. Bases 454 to 2142 code for a protein of 562 amino acids. Gene Ontology annotation, molecular function: protein binding. NCBI's taxonomy places the organism in Eukaryota, Metazoa, Chordata, Mammalia, Rodentia, Heteromyidae. The transcript is spliced from 14 exons.